Messenger RNA from Mustela erminea (ermine), 896 nucleotides. It is a transcript of the gene DPCD, whose product is annotated as deleted in primary ciliary dyskinesia homolog (mouse). Bases 66 to 677 code for a protein of 203 amino acids. Lineage: Eukaryota; Metazoa; Chordata; Mammalia; Carnivora; Mustelidae. The record is from RefSeq and is a predicted model, not a curated record. The transcript is spliced from 6 exons.
GGAAGUGACCGUAGGCGGAAUGGUUGCCAUGGAAGCGGCCGGUCGCGCGACUGGGCGGAGGGAAGAUGGCGGUAACGGGCUGGUUGGAGAGUCUGCGGACCGCCGAGAAGACGGCGCUGCUGCAGGACGGGAGAAGGAAGGUGCACUAUUUGUUCCCAGAUGGAAAGGAAAUGGCCGAAGAAUAUGAUGAGAAGACGGGCGAUCUACUUGUGAGAAAGUGGCGUGUGAAAAGUGCCUUGGGAGCCUUGGGCCAGUGGCAGACGGAGGUGGGAGAGCCAGCACUCCCGGGAGCAGGCAGCUUGGGGCCUGAAUUCAUCAAGGAAAACAAUGCCAAUCCCAUCUUUAUGCGCAAGGACACCAAGAUGAGUUUCCAGUGGCGGAUUCGAAACCUCCCCUACCCUAAGGACGUCUACAGUGUCUGUGUGGACCAGACGGAGCGCUGCAUCAUCGUCCGAACAACCAACAAAAAGUACUACAAGAAGUUCUCCAUCCCCGACCUAGACCGGCACCGGCUUACCCCAGAUGAGUCCGCGCUGAGCUUUGCUCAUGCCAACUGCACCCUCAUCAUCUCUUACCGGAAGCCAAAGGAGGUCCUGGAGGCUGAGUCAGAGCUUCAGAAGGAGCUGAAGAAAGUGAAGACGGCCCACAGCAGUGACGGGGACUGUAAGACCCAGUAGCAGAGGAUCCUUGAGCCUGCGCCUUGGGCAGUGUGGUGACCGGGCCUCAGGCAGCACAGCAGUGGGGGAGGCUCUUCAGACUUUGUGGCUUGGGCCUUUCUGGAACAGGGGUACGUCCUCUCUUCUAAGAGCUCUCCAGGCUCUGUGAGAACUGGGCCUUGGGGUGCUCCUAGCCCCCAUACCAUGGUCUGAUCUCCCAAGUAAAGUCGUUCUGAGUCA